Messenger RNA from Diatraea saccharalis (sugarcane borer), 5188 nucleotides. NCBI's taxonomy places the organism in Eukaryota, Metazoa, Arthropoda, Insecta, Lepidoptera, Crambidae. The record is from the annotation of a GenBank genome assembly.
AGAUACAUACCACGUGAACAGCGUCACCCAAUCAGCUGGUAAAUGUUGAAUCGCGCCGUUUACUGUCUAUCGCUUAUUGUACUUGCCGCUUGAACGUUAAUAAAAUAACCUUUUUGUAGAGGUGAUUGUAGCAUUAAUUAAUUACCGAUUCAAUUGGAAAGUGUUGUGUAAAUCUUAAUUCCUUAUUUUGGCGGCUUCUGACCUUCAAUCGUAGUUCAAAAAUAUGUCGCCAUUUUGACCAUACUUAUUUGAGUUGAGUAUUUAUUUAGUUUGGUCGUCGCUAAGCUUGUUAAAACCACAUAAAGCGGUUUAUUUAAAUGGAUGCACUAUUGCAAGAAAUAUGGAGAAUAUGUCCCAGAAUAAUAGUACACUAAAUUUCCUUAUUCAUGACGCCAAUGGACAGCCUCAGAUGGUUAAAGUAGUACCAAAUAAAAUUAAUCAACCACUCACUCAAAUUAAAGUAAAACCUAAAUCAUUGAAGUUUAUUAAAAUACCGAACGUAGAGGUAGACACUCAGAGAUCUGUAUUUCGUGCCAUUAAAUUACCUGACCUUAAAUGUUCAUCUAAACUUGUACUACCAAUUGAAGCUAUAACGCAUGUACAAAAACCUACUACUAUAAAAUCUGAACCAUUAGAAAUUGAGGAAAACCAGCAACCUGUGUCAGAAAUAAAACUUGUUGAAGCAGUACCUGAAUUAGUACCAAUACCAACAAAGCAAGAAUCUUUAUUGACUGGUGCAAGUCAUAAAAAGCUUGACAUAUCCACAGUCAUGUCAAAUACCUCUAGAAGAAGACAUGAUUCUGACAAUGAUCAGCCUGCAGAAUAUACUACAAAGAAGCGCAAGCAUGCUGACAAAGUUGGUAAAGGUUUGAGGCAUUUUUCAAUGAAAGUUUGUGAAAAAGUAAGAAAUAAAGGGUUUACUUCAUACAAUGAAGUGGCAGAUGAGCUAGUUUUGGAAUUUGCUACUGGGAUUCAUGGUUCUUCAGACAGUCAACAAUAUGACCAAAAGAAUAUAAGGAGACGAGUAUAUGAUGCAUUAAAUGUUCUUAUGGCUAUGAAUAUUAUAUCUAAAGAAAAAAAAGAAAUACGUUGGCUAGGUUUGCCUACUAAUUCAGUCCAAGAAUGUACUGCUCUAGAAAAAGAAAAACAAACUAAGUUGGAACAAAUUCAAAAAAAGACACAGCAGUUACAAGAACUCAUCCUACAGCAUAUAUCAUUUAAAAGUUUGAUAGAACGGAAUAAAGAAGCAGAAAAUAAGGGAGUGAAGCCAUCACCGUCGUCAGCUAUCCAUCUCCCGUUUAUUGUAGUGAAUACUAGUGAUAAAGCAUUAAUAGACUGCAGCAUCUCCAAUGACAAGACAGAAUAUAUGUUCAAUUUCAAUAAGAGGUUCCAAAUUCAUGACGAUAUAGAUAUAUUAAAGAGAAUGGGUUUAUUAUUUGGUUUAGAUAAAGGCGAAUGUUCAGAAGAAGAUAUAGAAAGGGCUAAGCAAAUGGCACCCAAGUCAUUGGAAUAUUAUGUAGAACAAAUGGGCAGAGGAGAAAUCACAAAAUUGACAAGUCUGUUGGAGGAUUUGGACGACAAUGUCGAGGAAGAAGAGGAAACAGUGGAAGGUGAUCCAGAGCAGACGGAACAUGACGAUGAGCCCGAAGAGGGUGACGGCAACGAGUACAGCGACGAUGACAGCGAUGUAGAUGUGUAGCACAGUAUACUUCCGCCUCUGCGUCUGUACUCUAAACGCUGAAUUUACAUUACGAAGUUGUUAGAGACUAAAAACAAGCUUCACAAAACUAAUUUCGAUAUAUGUGAAAGUACUUUCAUAAUGGAACGUCUACAUCGAAACUUUAUUAUUAGUUUCAUGUAACCAUUUUCGUAAUGUAAAUCUACCUUAAACGUACGCUGUUUCAAAACAAUUUUUACGAAAAACCGGCAACAUUGUUUGUUCUCCUAUCACAAAAAACUAUAAAGCACAGAUGUAAAAUUUUUUUGUUUAUUAAAAUCUAAGUUUUGCGGUGGUAAGUCCCUCUGUGCAAAUAUCAAUAUAAAAAUUUGCCAUUUGUGCUCGAUAUGAAUUUUGUUCACAAUUUCAAUAAAACUAAGGGUCUGCGCAUAUUUGAAGGAAGAUGCAUCGCUUGUUAUCCGUUCCGUAACGGAUUCAUCAGAAAAUUAUCAUAUGAUAUUCUACCUUGCACACUAGACCAAUAUUUCCUUGAUAUGCUCUAGGGAUCUUCUGUAAAUACAUACUGGAAAAAUAUUAGUACAAGGGAUGUUAUUAGUGCUAAUGUGGAUAUAAAACCACAAAAAUAUUAUUUCUGAUUUAAUUUUUGUAUAUAUAUAAACUUAAAAAAGUUCACAUACGCAUGUUUGCGUAUGUAAGUCUUCAUAGUGCCGCAUCUGCCUUUGCAUCAGUCUCCACAUUCGAAACAUCCCUAAUUAUUAGGAAGUCUGUAUUUGGCACAAAGCUCUAUAAUUUAGGUACAUUAACAUUAAGUUUACUUUUUGUUCUAUUAAAAGAUUCCCUGGAAAUAACAAUUGUGAAAUGCACGAAAACGAAAUUUAAUCUUUAUUUUUUAAUGAAAUGUUAUUUCUAGUAUAUUUGGUUAUAUGAAACCCUUGAAUGGUUUAAUAAUUAAAUUUGUUACUGUAGAACAGGUUUUAGUUUAUAUUUACCUACUUCAAAACAUCGUUCAGGUUUUCAAUUGAUUUGAAACAGACGUUUAGAAGUGAAAAACCAACAGCUUAGAAGUUAAAAUGUUAUCAAAUUAUAGAUAAUACCGCUGGGUCGGAGAUGUAGUGCGGUACGCAGACAUACUUGCAAGUUGUAAUUGGCAAUGGUGAGGGUUGUACAUAGUGGGCCCCAGAUACUAAGGAUUUUAAUCAAAUUUUAUAAUUGCUAAAAAGUUACAUAAUAGUUCUGAGAAUAAUAUCAUUGCCGUUUAUCCAUGUUGAGUAUAAAUGUAAUAUUUUUCUUUUUCAAACUACACUCUUUUUAUCUUAAACAUUUUUAUUUGUUUGUUUUAUAAUGGAGUAGUUACUAGAUUUAGAUAAGAAAACAUGCUAGCUACCAUUGGUUAAACCAGCUUGCAAAAAUUUAUGUAUAGAUCAUGAUACUUCUGAAAAUUAAUAAUUUUAUUCUAACUCUUAGUAUCUUGUGCUCCCAAUGUAUAUUUAUGUAGACUUUAAUGUUACGUCCUGCUGCUAAACUUAUGCAAUGUGCCUUUGUUUUGAUACUGUUAAAUCAAUUUUUAUAAAAAAAAUAGUUCCACUAAACAGUGAGCAAUAGUACUUAAACUGUAAGGUUUGGCUCAAACCAGUCAAAUGCCACUAAUCUAUUGACAAGUAUCGCAACAACGCUCUCGUUACAAGUGAGACUUUGACUUCGGAGCACUUUCGUGACAAUUAUUAUUUAAAUGACUAGAAGGUGCCUGUACAAAUUAUUUAUUUUUUAUGUUAUUUUAACAUACAAAAUAUAGAUUUAGUUUAAGGUCCUUAACUAUGAGUAUUGAAGAAAGCUAGUUAGCUUGUUUACAUAUACAAUUUAAAUCACUAUAUUAAGAUGUAAAUUAAUCAAAAUUUUUGUAUUUGUGCUCAAUAAAGCAGUAUAAAUUCUGUACUAUAUAGGUAUAAUUUGAAAGAUAUUCAUUAUAAAAGAUAUUUUCUCGUAAGUUAUAAUGUAAUUCUGUUCCUUAUUCAGGUUUCAAUACAAAUUAUUGAAUCACAUUCUAGUUUCUACCAAAAUAAGAAGUGUUGUAAAAUCACAAAGCAUAUGAAAGACAAUUGAUUAAACUUUGAAACACUUAUAAACAGCUCCUCAUUUCUUUAUGAACAAUGACAACAUGUAAGUACAGUAAAAAGUAAUAUACAUUCUUCGUACUUUUAGAUGGUUUGUGUGCUCAGAAUAUAAUAACAUUAUUCAUCCAGGCUGCAGAUACACGUUACACGUAUUCCUUGUGUUAAGUUUUUUGGGGUCGAUAAAUGAAUAAGUAAGACUAUAAAAAAGUUAAUUUUUGUGUGUCAUUCAUUUUAGAAACAGUGGUUCCAAAGCGUUUAGAAAUAAUGUUGCAUUUUUCAACUUGAAGCUCAUGUAGGUAGUAUAGUUGCAAAAUAAAUAUGUAGGUAAUUAAUGUGGCACAUUAGCAUAUGACAAUAAUAAUAAAUGGAUGUACGUAAUGAAAGCUAGAAUAUUUUACUUUCAUAUGGCAGAGGCAUGUUGCACAAGUUUGGCAUUGUAAAGAUAGUUGGUUAUUAAGAUAGUAUUACAUGUAAGUUGCUGCACAUAAAAAUUGUCGUUUUAAUAAUAUUUUAUGAAAUUGAAUGAAAUAUAUUGUUUUAUAAACAUUCAAAUUGAUAAUGACUAGUUUUAUUUAUAGAAACUAACUAUAAUUAUAUAGACUAUUGCCUUUCCUUAAUUUACAUAAUUACCGAAUUAUUCAAGAUAACUCAAAAUCAUGUCAUUUACUGAGAUUUUGACAGCUCGAAAAGUCUGCUUUGCCAUCACUGUCAAUGUCGAGGCUGUGUGAAUUCUAUCAGCAAAAAGCAAACUUUCCUGAGAAAAUCAGCAAACAAAAUACUAAACCACAAUUCGGCAGGCGUUACAUAUUUGGAUUUGAUCCAUAAUUGUUGGUGCUGCUGAUGCUGAAUUGACAUUAGUAGGGCCACAAAAAUCUAUUUCAUUUUUCUAAAAUGUUUAUUUUGGUAUGAAUUUGUAAAACAUAUAUUUUUCAUCAAAAGCAUUCGACUGCGUUAGUCAUGAAACACUGUUGGGGAAAUUAUAUCUUUCUGCUAUAAUUCAAAAAGUAGUAAUUAAUGAAGCGAAAUCUAUAGGGGCACUCAUUACUAUGGGUGUACCUCAGGGAUUGGUAUUAGGACCAUUGCUUUUUCUAAUUAACAUUAAUGAUCUUCCUCGCUUUACUAACAAUUUGUUCUCGCACAAAUUAUUUGCUGUUGACACCACUUUAGCGUUUGAAGUUAAGAGGGGUAAUGAUUGUUUAGACGAUGUAAAUAAUGCUCUAGACACAGUUCUACAGUGGUUUGAUAAUAAUAAUUAAAAGCUUAAUUCAAAUAAAACGAAAUGCAUAUUUUCAUUACCAAAUGUGAGGCAUGUUACACUUAUAAAUGUUAAAAUAAAUGAAAAAGUUGAGUUGGUGGAAUCUACAAAGUUCCUUGGUGUUAACGCACUACUCCCGCGAGA